GUGAAAGUGAAACAGUGUUAUUGUGUCUGCAUCUCGCGGUGACUGUAUCUCAGCUCCCAAUUCACUUCCUCAUCUGCUGCUGCCUCCCCUGUAUGUGCAGCUAACAUGGCGACAUGACGUGCCAUGCAGGCAUUACUUAACAUGAGAUUCAGCCUGGUGUGCUGCAUUGCAGGGCUGUGUUCUAUAACCGAACCUCUCCUAAUAUCCCACAAGGAGCAGUCCUCACACAGCCUGUACAAUGAUGGACACAGCACAGCAGCCAGCACCAGAGACACAGACAGACAGCUCCCUCUCAGCAUCAACAACACCAACCACAACAGCACAUUUCUGGAAUUCAUGGAGAGAUAUCACAGGAAGUACCCCCCGGGGAGCCUGCUAUUCCAGGACAAAUUCAAAGUAUUCAUGGUAGUGACCUACAGAAAAUUCUAACCCUUUACUUCCUAUGUGUGAUAGUGUAUUCUAUCAGUGCAGUGAUACCUUUUGUUUUAACUCAUAAUGUUACAGUAUAUGCUUUACUCAGCUUUAAUUAUGCAUGGUAGCAGUGGAUCAAGUAAGUCAGAGAUUUUGAUAGUUUAAUAUAAAGUUUGCCAUAAUCUCUCCAGAUGUAUGUAUGUUUGAUUGUAUUGUUUGAAUGCAAUAUGUAUUGUUUGUAUUUUCUCUAUAUUUUGUUAGAGUUUUUCUGACCACAUAAUAUCACUAAAUAGCUAUACUAUCAUAGAUGGAUAUUGCCACAGAUAAACAAGGACAACAUUCAUUCAAAUAUUGCUAAUUAAGUAUACAGGAGAGUCCAUACAAAUUCCACAAAUGCCUGUAGAAAUAUUGUCUGUUGUCCCAUUUAUUAAAGAAUUUAAAGGGGGUUAUGUAUAAAACGUGUUGUGUUCUGAAAAGUGUGGUAGUCACCAUGGAAAUCAGUGGAAUCUUCAGGCACAUUGCUUUGGUGACUGCCCCUUUUCCAUAUAUCCCACACUUUUCAGAUCAGGCACAAAACCCCUCAUGUGCCUGUGAUUGCUCCACUUUUGAACUCCCCAUAAUUGCAAAGUUUUAUCCAUCUAUCAAAAGAACAUAGAAAGUAGUAAGAGGAAAUAAUCCCUACUCAGAGGGAGAAUUCCUCUACUACAGCUACCCCAGCGCAAAAUAUAUGUGUGUGCUAAUUGUAUCACACAUAGACUAAAAAAAUAUAUGUACCUAUAAAAAAUAUCUUUAUUAAACACCACUAAAUUCUAUAUACCCUAACCCAAACAAAAAAGAAGGAAGAAAAAAAUACUGAAAUGCAGACUGAAUUCGGCGGAAAAAAACACAGUGCUGAAUAUGUCUGUAACGAGUUCCAAUAUAGAUUGUUACAAGAUGUAAUAAAUAGACACAAUGUAACAAUACAGUGUAUCAGGAUCAGACUACAGCAAACAAGCCGAAAUACUUCUGUGCUAUAACCCUAUGUAUCAGUGUCCAGUGUACUAGAAAUAAGUAGAUAAAAAAUAAAUAGAUUCAAUUAAGCCCUCUCAAAAAAAUACAAAAAAAAAAAAAGAGAAUCCUCACUAGUUCCUUCAUGUUCCUAAAUAGGCAAUGAAUCCAUUGAAAUGCAGAGGAAAUCGAAAGGAUAGUAAGACGAGAAGUCAGAGAGACUGAUAUAAACAGUAGAUAGUAGGGAUCAAAAGAGGCAUUGAUGAUGGUCCACACACAACCUUUGUUUUACGUCUUUUGAGGUUUAUUUUGUCCCAUAAUUACUUUCUCUUUAAUGGGAAAGUAUACCACCAGGUGAGAGGUACCGAUAUGGGGACACCUUGUGCCCCCUCAUAUGUGAACCUCCACCUGGGGUGGUGGGAACAAUCGAUCUAUGCCUCCGAUGUCAUGUUAGAAUAUCUACCCCUCAUUUUAUGGUGGGGUCAUUAUAUUGAUGACAUUCUUAUUGUGUGGCAGGGCACUCCCCAACAAUUCUCUGAUUUAGUAGGAUUGCUUAAUCAGAACGACGAGAAUCUCCGUUUUACAUCGGAGUUCGGAGGACGUUCUAUUAACUUCCUAGAUGUUACUAUUACCAUCAAGGAAGAUGGGACUUUCGAUUCCACCCUAUUUAGGAAACAGACAGCUACUAAUUCCCUCCUACAUUGGGAGAGCUAUCAUCCACGACCUCUUAAAGAGGGUAUUCCGGUAGGUCAAUACCUUCGUCUUCGGAGGAACUAUAGCGACAUUGAAGAUUUCAAAAUGAAAGCUAAACAACUUAGGACUCACUUUAAGGAGAAAGGGUAUCCGAAUCGCUGUUUGAAGCGGGCAUAUAAAAGAGCACUCUUAACCGAAAGGAAUCAACUAUUAAAUGACCGUCCAGCUAAGUGUGAGACUAGGGAAACAGGCAAUAUUCGCAUGAUUGCGACAUAUGAUACAGGAUGGCUAGAGGUACGAAGAUCCCUGGAUAGAUUUUGGCCCAUCUUAUUAAAUGACGUACAUCUCAAGGAGGUGUUGGGCCCACAGGUCAAUAUUACAGCAAGACGGGGACGUAAUAUUCGUGACCUGUUGGUUCCGAGCCAUUUUUCCAUCAAGUCACAGAUACGUCCCUCUUGGCUGGGAACUCCCCCAUGUGGCACCUAUUGUUGUGGCAGGUGUGUAGCCUGCAAGUAUAUUUCUAAAGGUUCUAAGAUAAUAAGUGAUAGUCAAGGCCAAGGGGCAUUUAAAAUCAAGAGCUUCUUUAAUUGUAAUACCCAGGGCCUCGUAUAUUUGCUGACAUGUUCUUGUGGACAGAAAUAUGUGGGAAAGACCUUUAGAGCCUUUAAGGAAAGAAUACUUGACCAUGUAAGAUCUCCUAGGAAUCAUCUUGAGACACCGAUUUCCAGACAUUUAAAAGAAUUCCAUCACGGUAUCUCGAACCAUCUUCAUUUCUGUGGAUUGGAACUAGUGAAGAGAAAUCCCAGACGGGGAAAUUUCGAUAAGACUCUGAGACAACGAGAGUCUAGAUGGAUAUAUGAAUUAAAGACACUUCAACCCCUAGGCUUAAAUGAGGGCUUUUCAUUUGCCCCUUUUAUUUAGCCAUUUAUUGGGGAAUAAAUCUCUAUAAAGUUUGCAUCGUGUAUUAGAGCCUGUACAUACUGACUUUAAUAGUACUUUACAUAAUCUGUACUUUCAACAUGAUCUGCUGAUUAGAAUUAGAAGCAUAAUUAUAAUUGUACAUAAUGACCAUAUAUAUAUGGUGUUGGCUUAUCUAUUUAGUCACACAUUUUAUUGUUUAUUUUUAAUUAUGUAUUUAUGUUUAUAUUGUUCCAUCUCUAAUAAAUGUCCUUCUCUUUCCUCCCCCUCUCCCCCCCUUCCCCCCCCCUUUUUCUCCAUCUCCCUCCCCUGAAUAAUGUGUUUAAUAUGCUGAAAGUUGGCUUUGAGGGACUACCCCUUUAAUUCUUAUGAAUAGGGAAUCAUUAAUUAUGUAAACAGUUGUGGAUCACAUUAUUUGAACGUUACUGGGUGGAUUUAUCAGGCUUCAACUACUUUUAAAAAUCCAAACCACCAGUACUGUGCUUAAUGCUGUUCGUUUCUGUUUUUCCCUCUAAGUCUUUGCACAUGCGUAGAAUACUCAGUGGACACUGUCCGUUCUACCUCCUCGUUUCUCCUAAGUCCACGCGCAUGUGCGUAGGACUCUGACUAUCUGAUUAAUGCAAACCACUCCCCCUGGAGAGAGCACGGAUGGACACGCCCCUAUGAGCGAUUGAUUGGUCCCCAUCUCUAGAAUAGGAGGAGGUACUGGGUUUUUAAGGGGGGAUUUCGAGCGGGGAAAUGCUAGUGUAUGCCCUAGAGAAAGGCGGUUUGUCCGCCGAAACGCGCGUUGGGCAAUUCUGUUAGCAGCAUGUGCUUAGCCCCUUAGUCUAUUUUGUUUUCACUCCUGUCCUCUGUACUUAGUAACCUCUAUGACCGGCCGGUCAUUAGUUCAAUUGAGGUUGUUCUUGAUUACUUCGAGACUAUUGAAUGGAAGGCUUCUUUUCUUCCCUACUAUCUACUGUUUAUAUCAGUCUCUCUGACCUCUCGUCUUACUAUCCUUUCGAUUUCCUCUGCAUUUCAAUGGAUUCAUUGCCUAUUUAGGAACAUGAAGGAACUAGUGAGGAUUCUCUUUUUCUUUUUUUUUUUUUUUCUUUUUUGUAUUUUUUUGAGAGGGCUUAAUUGAAUCUAUUUAUUUUUUAUCUACUUAUUUCUAGUACACUGGACACUGAUACAUAGGGUUAUAGCACAGAAGUAUUUUGACUUGUUUGCUGUAGUCUGAUCCUGAUACACUGUAUUGUUACAUUGUUUCUAUUUAUUACAUCUUGUAACAAUCUAUAUUGGAACUCGUUACAGACCUAUUCAGUACUGUGUUUUUUCAGCCGAAUUCAGUCUGCAUUUCAGUAUUUUUUUCUUCCUUCUUUUUUGUUUGGGUUAGGGUAUAUAGAAUUUAGUGGUGUUUAAUAAAGAUAUUUUUUAUAGGUACAUAUAUUUUUUUAGUCUAUGUGUGAUACAAUUAGCACACACAUAUAUUUUGCGCUGGGGUAGCUGUAGUAGAGGAAUUCUCCCUCUGAGUAGGGAUUAUUUCCUCUUACUACUUUCUAUGUUCUUUUGGUAAUAUUUUGUAAGGUUAAGCCCGUUUAGCUACCCCUUUAGCCCAUCUUCUUGUGCCCCUGGGUAGAGUUCAUUUCUCGUGGACUCUGCUCAGUGGUACUUCAUUUGUAUUUUAUCCAUCUAUGUCAUGUGUUUUAAAGGAGCACUAUAGGCACCAAGACAACUUCAUCUAAAUGAAGUUGUUAUGGUGCCAGGUGGCCCCUGGAUGCAAUAGAUUUGCUGAUAUUUUGUGUUUGUUUUAUCCAAAAAUUUUUGCAUGUAACAAACUUUUAUCUUUUUCUUUUCUUUUAGAAAAGUUUAGCAAGGCAUAAGCAACUGAACAUGUUUUCUCACUCUUCAAAUAAAAUCAGUGCAGCAUAUUAUGGCAUCAAUCAGUUUUCCGAUUUAUCUGUUGAAGAGUUCACUAGUAAGUUAUAUUGAAAUAUUAUCUUUAUUAUUAUUAUUAUUGCCAUUUAUAUAGCGCCAACAGAUUCCGCAGUGAUUUACAAUGCGAGAGGGGGGAAUUUAACUAUAAAUAGGACAAUUACAAGAAAACUUACAGGAAUGAUAGGUUGGAGAGGACCCUGCUCAAACGAGCUUACAGUCUAUAGGAGGUGGAGUGUAAAACGUAAUAGGAUUAAAAUUUUAAAAUGUUAAGUAAAUUUACUUAAGUAAUUACCAUUAUAUUGAGCACAUGGUUAACUAUAUACAUUUUGUGUGUGCGUGUAUAUACAUAGGAAAGUAUUAAGAUGUAGCAUGCGUGUUCAUGACAUAUGAAGCAUGCAUGUACCGUCUACUCCUAUACGAGGUAACUUUUUUGCUGAAAUUAUUCAGCCACUUUGUUUUUUUGCUGCCUUGCUGAGCAGGAGUUAUGCAUGUAUGUUCUUUCUCUGUUGUUGGUUAUAUGUUUUGCAUUAUCUGCAAAAUGGUCUAACACAGAGGUGUCACAACUUAGUGAUCCUUGUAUAUAAUUAUUUAAAAGUUUACAUUAAUUUGUUAGUAAAAUGAUCAUUUCAAAGUACAAUUAUUUUAGUACACCAUUUUUGACAGGUAUAGAUUCAUUGAUAUCACUCAACAUUGAAAGUUCUCAGACAGAUCAGAAACUAGCACCAAAUUAAUAUGCUAAACAUCUGUCAUGUCAAACUCCAUAUACUACAUUCUGUGGCAUAUCCAGUUAAAACCUGAGUUAUUCAAUCUUUAAUGUUUACACACCGCUGUGAUUUUAUUCCUGGCCUGAUGGUGUUUUUAUCCUUUGUGUAAAGCUGUGAUUAUUGUAGCCUUUCUUUUUCUCUAUCAAUGCUUCAUUUUCCUGUAGUACAAUCACUCCUGCCUUUGUUUUUUACAUGUUUUUGGCAUGCAUAAUGAAAAACGAUCACAAUGGCCCUCUUCUUGACGCCUAUUGUUGUAACAUCUUUCUGUCGUUACGCUGUAUAUGGCAUUUCAUGGGAUUGUUUUACUUUGAAUUAAAACUGGCAUUGUGUAUAUUUUAAUCAUUGUGGACAUUAUCUGUAAAAAAAUAUUGGUACAAUAUAAUUACUUCUCAGUCUAUCAAGGUUAUUCUCUAAAGUUCAAAUAGUCCAGUAAUGAAUGGCAAAAAUCCAUCUGGGACCAUUCGGAACGUCAAAAUUCAGACACUCUUCACACUAAUUAACUGUCCGGAUGUUGCAGAGCAGGCUGAGCACAAGCCUAAAUUUGGUCCGGAUUUCAGCCAGACAAAAAGCUGCUGGAUUGCUGAAAUCUAGACUCGGAUUGUUAAACGACCACUAUAGGCACCCAGACCACUUCAGCUUAAUAAAGUGGUUUGGGUGCCAGAGAAACUGCUAUGUUUACUUUAAGGUUAAUGCAGCCUCUAGUGGCUGUCUCAUUGACAGCCGCUAGAGGCGCUUCCGCACUUCUCACUGUGAUUUUCAUCUCCCUUCAGCGCUACGGGAGUGGGACCCUGAGGGUGGGGGCACCCUCAGGGCACUAUAGUGCCAGGAAAACGAGUAUGUUUUCCUGGCACUGUAGUGGUCCUUUAAAAACCUGGCACGCAGGCAAAUUAUUUAAAUAGAAAUAUCUCUGCCGCGUUAACUAUGUGGCAGCAGGACAACGCUUGCUAGACACCCACCACAUUAAAAAAAUUUUUUUUAAAUGGCUAUGGGUCAAUAUGGCCCCCAUAUUACUUUAAGUGGGUUUAAAACUCCCUUAAGCCCCUACCUGCCAUGCCGUAUCUAAUAAACAGUAAGCAGCCAGUAGCUGUUCACGGUAGCUUUAAAACUGCUCCAUUCCAGACCAGAAUCAGGUUACCCCAGGGCCACUACCCGUGCGCAUCUGGUGGGUGCUUUAAAUUAAAUAAUAUGGCUUGCAUGUGGCUUGCAGGAGUGGCUUUUGAAUAAAUGAAAUAUUCCAAGUGACAAUGACAAGUGUAGAGGGAAGUGGUACUUACCUGACAGAUUGGCUUACAUUCUAUAGAAAUGUUAAAGUGUGGGGAAGCCUUUAUAAAAGGACAUUAGAUUCCCCCUUGGAUAAUAAAUUAAUAGCCAACUAAGGGUGCGGGCUAGGGUGACAAUAGGCCCCCACCUGUAUUUUAAUACGUAGCCCUAUCCCACUACCAUAUGUCCACCCACAUUAUUUAAUUUUAGGGCCCACACCAAAUUUCUCCUUCCCUGUUAUUUUACAAAUUCCCUUUUUUAUUUUUUCACUUUUUAAAUGUGGUGGCUAGUUAGCAAGCGCUGGCCAGCUGCCACACGUUUAACCCUCUCACCUCUGAUAUCUCUGGCAGUAGGAAAAAAUUGGUGUUUAGUGAAUAACCCUGAAUGCAGUAUGAACAUGCCUACAUGCAAAGAAAAAGGAAUACACCAAUUGGACCUACCAGGUUUGUUGGUCCAGGGCUUAACCCUUAAGUCAACUAUAGAAAUAAUUUGCAGGUCCCGAAAUUUACUCUACAUGCUUUUUUUUUCAGUUUAUAUGCAGUAGCCUUUUUAGACAUUUACAGUUUGUUUUUUCCAAACCACUUAAAGGGACACUGUAGGCACCCAGACCACUUCACCCUUAGCCCUGAGUAUGUAAUUAUUGCAGUUUGUAUAAACUGCUAUAAUUACCUUGCAGGGUUAACUCCUCCUCUAGUGGCUGUCUACCAGACAGCCACUAGAGGGACUUGCGGGUUCUUAGAUGACUUCUAAAUGACGCUGGACGUCCUCAUGCUCUGCGUGAGGACUUCCAGCGUCGCCAGAAUCCCCAUAGGAAAGCAUUGAAUAAUACUUUCCUAUGGGGAGAUCCUAAUCCUAAUUGCCGCGCAUACACAUUAGGUCUCCUGCGCCGGUGGCCAGCGACGGGGGAGGAGGGUGGGCGGAGCUGAGCCAGCGUGGAGGGACAUCACCGUUGGGCCCAGGUAAGUGACUGAAAGGGUUAUUAAGGAGCUAGUUGGCAAACACUUUAAUAAAGCCCUUUUUCUACUCCUCCUAUUUAAUUGAUAUCUGGGAGUGAUCACUACACAGAUCAAUAAUGCCUUUUUUAAAUGAUAAUUUUCCAUUGACAAUGUAUUUUUUUAGUACUGGUUAAUCAUCACAAGGUUACUUUCUGUUCUACUUUCUAUACCAGGUAGCAUUUCCCAUCUGUUCUUUUGGGAACUGCUAAUUAUUUCUGAACAUGCAUUAGACGUAUGAAUAAAUUAGAAUGUAACGACAUUAUAUUCAUAUUUCCAUUUAGAUACAUAUUUGAAAAGCCAUUCCACUGGGAAUUACAUAAAGUCUGCCAAAUCUUCUUCAUCAGAAAGCUCUCUACCAUUGCGGUUUGACUGGAGAGACAAGAAGGUUGUUAUGGAAGUGAAAAAUCAAUUGAAUGUAAGUAAUUAUAAAAUACUUAUUCUUAUUUGUGUAUUUACUUAUUAAGAUUUUUCCUUAAUAAAUACCUAUGUACAUACAUAGUAUGUUAGAACCAUAUAUAUUUGGUUGCUAUCAGCUUUCAUAUUGGAGCAAAGAGUUAAUAUUUAUUGAUAGGUUCUUUCUUGGAAAAACAUUUUUUAUUUUUUUAUUCUAAGUCUGUAUAAAUUGCUGCAUGCCAAUUCAUUGUUUUUAUUCCUAUAUUUUAUUGAUUUUUAAGCUAUCAUAUAAUUCUGUGAGACCCCUAAAUAUCGUAUUGGCUGACCUUGUAGAUAACAUACUGUAAUAAUAAAAAUAUUGUUGGCUAAUAUGGUAUAUCGCAAUCCUCAUUGUCUGAUAAAUAUAUUCUGUCUCUACAGAAAGUGUAGAUCAACUGAAAAAAGCACAUACAAUUAUUUCAGAGACUCAGCCUAUGCACUCAAACACUGGCAUGGACAGUGGAAUGGCAAUUUGGGUUAAGUGAUCAUGCAUGGGUAGUUAUCAAAUCAUUUAGAUGGAUAAUGAAUUCAUUGAGUUUUAGGUAUUUGUUGAUGGUCUGGACACUUGAUUGAUACUGAGUGUAGGUAGUAUGAGCUGGCCAGAAUUGGUAAAGAGAGGUUAAAUGUAUUUUGAGAUUCACGUACAGCAAAUAUAUUAGCAUUUGCUUUGGAUAAAUGUUAAAUUUGUAUCUAACAAUUUUGAGAGAACUUCAAAAAUGCAUUAAAUUGGAAACUUAGUGGUAGUACCCCAUUUAUACAUGAGAUGGCAGCAAAGAGCCAUAAAACGUUUUACUACGGCUAAAUGCUCUCUUGUGUAAUGUUCUCAAUCGUAUCUAUUAAACGUCUCAAUUGUAUCUAUUAAACUGAUGUGUAUACUUCACCAGAAAUAAGUUGUCAAAGAGUGUUGUAUGUGAUGAUUACAGUGUCAUUCUUAUUGUUUGUUGUUGUUUUUCUAGUGCGGAGGCUGUUGGGCUUUUAGUGUCGUUGGGGCCGUGCAGUCUGCUUAUGCAAUCCAAGGUCAUCAGCCUGAGGAUCUCAGUGUACAGCAGGUCAUUGACUGUUCUUACAUGGAUGGAGGCUGCAACGGUGGAUCCACUGUCAGUGCGUUAAAGUGGUUAAAUCAGGUUGUACAUUCUUGUUACAAUUUAUAUGCAUAGAGAUAUGUUUGUGUGUGUGUGUCUGUGUCUGUAUAUUUAUUAUUUAUAAUAUGUUUAUGGAUUAAAGUCUUCCUAAACUUAGUCUUACAGCUUCAUCAUUGAAAAGGUGCAGAUUACAUUAUUAGUAUAUCAAAAAUUAGCAUGUAUGGAGCUCUCACACCAACUCCUUAGAAGGAAUACUAUUAAUUGAUUAUUAUAUAUUUACUGCAAACAGACACAAGUGGUAUAGAAAGCCCUACUCAAACAAGCUUACAAUGAGUGAGUUUGUGUUGGCUUUGAAUUUUUCUAGCAGAAAAUUUCCAGAUAUGGGCGCAUGAGUGACGUGUGACCAAUGGAGCCCUAUUAAAAUAGAAAAUGUGCAAAAAAUAGAAAACAGUGCAAAAUAUCAUAAAAACACACACUUAAAAAGCUUUAAAUAUCAGUCACAUACACCAUGUGUAUAAAGUGAGAAAAUAAUGGAUAUAAAUAUACCCUGAUGGCGGAUCAUAUAUUUCUGUAGGUAGAGAGAGAAAGGAAAACUCUCAUAGGGUUACCACAGCGAGCUCUUACUACAAACAGGUAAGUAUAAUAAUAGUUGGUAUUACAUUCACAUUUUAUUGAGCCUGUUUCUUUAACUGGCUCAGGUUAAAAAAAACUUGCAUGUGACACUGGAGUCUGGAUGCAAAGUAAGCAGCAGCUAUCUCCUCAGAGACAAAGCAGAAGAAAGGCAGGAUACAUCACAAUAGUAUCAUAAACAUUUCUUAAAACAAAAGUAAUAAAGCCUUACAUUAAGGUGCAUAAACUGUCACCAUAUGGUAUCCACAAGCAGCACAAUGCGUUUCAGAUUAACGUCUUCCUCAGGAACAAAGGUAUGAUAGAUGUCCACCUUUUAAAUCAAUUUUGGCGACAAAUAAGUGCCUAAACCCUCCCCUGUGUGUCUCGACAUAUCGGUAUCACUCGAUGUUGGUGCUUGCGAGAGUGUACCGCAUCACUUCCGUGUUCUUGCGUUCCAGCAGCCAUUUUUUGUGUUCCAUUCUCCCGGCGGAAAUUUACCUCUAGUGAUGUAUAACAGAUCAGCUAGCCUUUGUGCUUCACAAUAUAUUAGCAAGCUCUCAGUGCAUCCAGGGAGUAAUUGAAGUCCAGACAACCAUUACAAAUGUCCCCAAUAGGUAAUAAAUAUUUACAACAUUCAUAUAGCAUAGAAAGGAGGUGGAAAGAAUGAAAAGAAUAUAUAUUAAACAAUGAAAUAUAAAAUGUAAUACAUAAAAUAUAUAUUUUAAAAAAAUAGCCUGUUAAGGUAGUUACUCCAACAUCCAUGAACACUUCUGCUUAUUAAAGUGGUCAUGGAGGAAGGAAUCUGCAUUUGCAAUGUUUCUGCUUUAAAUAUUGCAUAUCCAAAGAUAUUUGAACUUGCGUGCUGGGGGAUAGUUACACCCAGAACUCUGUUCCGUACUGCCAGAUGUCAAUUAUGUGCAGAAAUAACAUCUGUUGUCAGAACACACUACACGCUAGCAACAGAAGUAAUUUGUUAGUGCUCCUGCAAGUGAAGCCUCUGGAUUGUGUGUGCGACUCAUGCGCACACAGUCUUCUUGAUGUUCCUGAAUUAGCACUGCCUCCUUACCAUGCUCUCUUCACCAGUGUCUGCUUUUCAUUUAAAAUAUUACUUCCCUAUGCAACUGUGCUAGUCUUUGUAUUCUCCCUCCCAACCUCCAUCCAUGAGAUUCCCUCUCCUUGUACACCCCCAUCCACCCACUGGUGCUUAGCCAAUCAAUGCUACACUAUGAGCAUCAUUUGACUGGCCGAAAGGCAAGAAGAAGAUGACAAGGCGCCACAAAUGAAGAGGUGUAAAGUGCACUGGGAGAACUUGGCCUGUCGCUGGAUUUCAGGUAAGUUUUAUAAUAUUUAAAUAGAUUUUUUAGGCAAAAAAUUUAAUAGGACCUAAAAAAAAUUAGAUCUGUCCUUUUAAGGAUAUUAUUGCUCAAUAAAUUUGACUGUGCAUAAAUCACUCACCACAACAAAAUAUUUGGGCAUUCUAUCACAUAAGUUCAAUGAAAACCCUGGUUCUAGUGUAACCCAUCAAAUACUAGUGAUUCGUUAGUUUUCCAAUAAGCUAAAGACGUGUGUUAAUAAAGCACAUAAAUGUCAGAGCCUGUGUUAGGUAGGUAUGCAGGAUAAUUUGAACGUUUGCUAGAAUAAUCACCUAAAAUGUAUAAAUUUAAGUAUAUGCCUGUUUGCAUAUUGGAUCUGUCAUUUAUUUAUUUAUUUAAUUAUUUAUUUGUUUUUGCUGUUUAUUCAACAAUUCUUAUGUUUCACUUUUAUCCAGAGUGCUUUACAUUUGAUUUCAACAAUAAUUGAUCAAUAAGUUGUAAAUAUAUUACAGAACAUUAAGAUUUUAUAAAUGUGAAUUACAGAUAAUAGGUUAUAGUAAAUUAUAGAAUAUUAGAUUGCAUAGAACAAGACAACAGUAUAUACUUGUGGGAGGCAGUGGAUAUUUAGAAGUGUCUUCCAAUGCUGUGUAGCAAACUAAAUAAACAUUUUUUGCUUGCAUUAUUUUAGACGCAAACAAAGCUAGUAAGAACGUCUGAAUAUCCUUUCAAAGCACAUAGUGGGAUAUGUCAUUAUUUUCCUCCAACUGAGUUUGGUGUUUCAAUUAAGGGAUAUGAAGCAUAUGAUUUCAGGUGAGUGUGUAUCAGUGUUCUUAUAAUGGCAGGGUUCAAAUAUUGUACUAUAUAUUUAUCAGGCUAAUUGUUGCUUACAGGAUAUUUAUGUGCUCAUUUCAGAUUAACUCUGAGAGGGGUUAAUGAAACUUUAAGGAGAGGCAUUCAAGAGAAAAUGUUGGGGCAUUCCAUUUAAUGUUGGAUGAGUACUAAUUAUGUAGUAGUAUUAUUCAAGGCAGUCAUUAUUCAGAUAAUCAUGCUUGGGAACCAGUGGGAGGCAGUGAUAGGCUGAGAGCAUCAGCUGACACAUCAAGCCUUUCGCUGGCCACCCAACGCAAGUGAAGAUAUGUACAUUUUCGAAGCUGUGCAAUGGGCAGUUCAAAAAAUGGCUUAAAGGACAGCUAUAGGCACCCAGACCACUUCAGCUCAAUGAAGUAGUCUGGGUGCCAGGUCCAUCUAGGGUUAACACUGCAGCUGUAGACAUAGCAGUUUCAGAGAAACUCUAGUGGCUGUCUCAUUGACAGCCGCUAGAGGUGCUUCCACGCCUUUCACUGUGAAAAUCACAGUGAGACGACACUGACGUCCAUAGGAAAGCACUGAGAAAUGCUUUCCUAUGGACUGAUUGAAUGCAGGCGUGGCUCUUACCCCACAUGCGCAUUCAGCGCUGACGCCAGAAGAGGGAGGAGAUUUCCCCAGGGCCGAGGGAGCCCGGUGCUGGAGAAAGGUACGUGAUUAACCCUUUCCUCCCCUUUCAGCCCGGCGGGAGUGGGACCCUGAGGGUGGCGGAGACCUAAAGACCCUAUAGUGCCAGGAAAACAAGUUUGUUUUCCUGGCACUAUAGUGGUCCUUUAACACUGGAAGGUAAAAUAGCACCUUGCCAAGCUAUGAGCAUUGCUGACUUGGAGGUUUUUUUCCAAAUCAGUUAUCUUAGCCUCUACUUUGCCAUUUGAAUUUUAUUUGUGAAAAUUCAGAGUUUAGUGAAUAACCCUAAUAGAUGUGUAACCCAUCAAAUAAAGUCUCAACCAAGGAAAAAUAAUAUGUAUAUAGCAAUAAAAAUUGGUGUUUCUACUAAAAUAGUAAGUGCUCCAGUGAAUGAAAGAGAAUACAACUCUUUUCAGACAUUAAGUAUUAUCCUUUUUAUUUAGUUGCUGUGAAGAAGAAAUGAUGAAGACUCUUAUUAAUUACGGUCCACUCACAGCAAUAGUUGAUGCUGUCAGUUGGCAGGAUUACCUUGGUGGUGUUAUACAGCAUCACUGUUCCAGUGGACAUGCAAAUCAUGCAGUGCUAAUCGUUGGUUAUGAUAAAACAGGUAACUAUGUAAUACUUAUAUUAUGUUUUAUAUUCACUAUGUGUAAAUGUUAUUUAUUAAUGGGUAUGCACUGUUUAUGGAUUUAUUCAGAAAAUAGUGUGUUUUUUUUUUUAAAUAAACAGUAAAUUACAAAACAUAUGCAAAAUGGGGAAUAGAGUUGGAAAAAUAACUGAAUUUGAGGAUUUUUUCAACUCUGUUACUUUGGACGGAAUCUUGGAUUUCCAUUGUGAGUUCAAUAAAAAUCACUGUUUAGUACGUAAACCAUUAACUCUGUUUCAUAUGUGAUGAAAAAGUGAUCCAUUCUCUUAUGGAAAUAUCUGGAUGGACCUAUAAUCUAUGUUAGAGUGUGAUUUACAUGGCUUUUGUCAUUCUUGAAAUUGUUCAAAGGAAAAAUAUCAUUUGUAAAGCUUAUCCAAAAAUUAAAAAAUAGGGCAUUGGGUCGCCUGGGAGUGUUAACUUGGCCGUUCAUUCUUCUGUGGUUAACAACAUAAACGCAAUUAAUUCUGGUAUUAUUAGCCUAAUUCAUUAAAAUCAUAGUGUGCUAUCUAAAGCACCCAGAGUACUCUUGGAGAGAGAAGUGCUUCAUGAAAAAGUGUAUUAUUACCUUUUGAAAACAAUGCUUUCUGUUUGGGAUGUGGGCUACAUAGACCUUUGUCUACAAGAAUUAGGAAAAUAGAUUGUCUGCAAGAAUUAGGAAAAUAGAUCUAUAAGGUUGGAAAAUAAAUAUGCAUUGGUUUGGCUUCUUUCCCAUUUCUCUAGUAGCUUUAACUCAUUCUCUGUUCCCUUUCUGUUAUAACAUUACGUUUUUCUUCAGUCAACUUUUCCUGGUCACUUGGAGUCCUUCCUCUUCUUUACUGUGGCUUGGAGCCAUGUCUCUUCUCAUCCUUUUGGAUUACGUAGGAGGUGUUGGGAAAUACAAUGGAAUCAGCAAGAAUAUUUUAUUUGUUUCCACGUUGAUUGCUCCAAUGUUAGAAUUUUGACCUUCUUUUCACAUUGUAACACUCUUGUAAAGUUAUGUAACAUAAACCACAAACCAUGUUAAGAAUGGAAUCCAUUGGCGUCUUGGUAGAUAUAUAGCUUUGUGACUUUUUUGCCACUUGAACAACACUUUUGUCUUAUCUUUGUGUGAUUAUUUUUUUUUCAGGUGACAUCCCUUAUUGGAUAGUGCAAAACUCUUGGGGUACCACAUGGGGUGCAAAGGGAUAUGUGUAUAUCAAGAUGGGUGAAGAUAUGUGUGGUAAGUUUUCUCGAGGUUGUGUGUGUAUUAUUAUUAUACUUACAGUGGUGGCUACCAUCUUGGUUAGUGGGGCUGUUCUUUUCUUAAAGGAUACUAUAGUCACCAAAACCACAUUAGCUUAAAGGGACACUAUAGUCACCUGAACAACUACAGCUUAAUGAGGUUGUUCAGGUGAGAACUAUAGCUCCCUGCAGGCAAUCUAAUGUAAACACUGUAUUUUCAGAAAAAAUACAGUGUUUACAUUGAUUGAUAGGAAUACCUCCAGUGACCGUCACUCAGACUGCCACCAGAUGGACUUCCUAUCAUGUAGGGCACUAAAAAGGCCUUGUACACGUCAGACUUAUUUUAAUACGUCUGACAUGGAAAAUACGUCUGACGUGUGCAGGAGAGAGAAGGCACUGUGUGCAGGAGAGAGAAGGUAGUGCGUUCAGGACUUCAGAGGGCGGCAUGAAUACCACCCUAUGAAGUAUGUACGCAUGUGCGGCGAAGCGUCUGAUUGCUCCCUGCUUGCACCCGCCUAUUUCGGCAUUUUGAAAUAGGGGACGCGGCUUCAUGAGGCUCCCGGCGCUGGAACCAGGUGAGUAAAAUCCUCUGCCUUGAGAGUCCCUUUAAUUAAGCAGUUUUUAAAUAUAGACCAUGCUCCUGCAGUCUCACUGCUCAAUUCUCUACCAUUUAGGAGUGAUAUCACUUUUGUUUCUGUUUAUGUAGAACUAGCCAUACCUCCCCUCGCUGUGACUGACACAGCCUGCAUGCAAAAAAAAAGUUUAAUUUUCAGUCAGAUGUUAACCUACUUUAAAUGUGUUUAUCUCUUGCUGUGUAAAUUAAACUUUAAUCACAUACAGGAGGCAAGGUCUAGCAAGCUAUUAACUGUGCAGGAAAUAAGAAAGAAAAAUUAAACAGAAGUUGCAACAAAGGGACUUAAAACAUUAGAUGACUCUUUACAGGAAGUGUUUAGGAGGGCUGUGUAAGUCACACACAUGGAGGUGGUACUAGGGCUGCAUUAACAAAAUUAUUUAAGUCCUAAAUGGCAGAGAAUUAAGAAGAGACUGCAGGGUCACGAAGUAUACACCAAAACUUAUUCAUUACGCUAAAGCUAUUUUGGUGAGUAUAGUGUCCCUUUAAUGUCCCAUUUAAAGCCUCACAAAGACUAUGAUUGGCUAGCAAGUGUUAUAUUUCAUCUACUUCGUAGGCUGGGCAGAGCUCGCAGCAGAAAGUUGCAAACCCUACAAGAGAGAACCGCUUCUUUAUUUUGUUUUAUAUUUUUUGCAUAUGUUAAACGGUUAGGGUAAGUACCAUAGUUAUGUUGUAUUAUUGCAAAGUCCAUGGUGCUUUUUGCACCCUGUCAUUGCUGAGAUUGACUUAUAUGAAUGCCGCAAUAAGACCCAUAACAUGGAUGUCAGCCAGGCAGCUUGGAAUACCUGGUUGCAGGUUGCCAAUGACAAUUAUGUCCCUAUUAGGGUAGUGAGCAAGCUGGCUUGUUCAGAUGCUGUAAUUCGUAGUGUAUUGUUCAUUAAGAUUAUUUAAGUGAUGUAUUCACAUUUAGAUGUUUAAAAUGGAAAAUUAAAUUGGGGGAAAUGUUACUUGGAUUUUUAUUUAUUUAUUUUUUUAUAGAUCCUUUAUUUUUGCAAACAUUUUGUAACAUUCAGAUAGACUCAAUGUAUACUGAAUACAGACCUAAAUUAAGAAAAAAUGUCUGACAUUGUCAUUAUUGUGUUUAUAGGAAUUGUGGAUUUUGUGUCUUUUCCACUGAUGUAAUUCCUGUUUCCUUUACUUGUGAUUCACAAACAUCUGUAUUCGUCGGUGUAUGCAUCCUAAAGGCCCCAUUCCAUUUGAAACUAUUUACAAAAGGGAAUCUUCUUAAACAACAUAAUUGCUGAGUUUUUGUUUUUUGUUUUUUGCUUUGAUUCAAGUCAUAUGCAUUGGAAUCUACGCAGCAAAAAUACUUUAUUUAUAGAAGUUAUAAACCCACUUAAUAUAGACUUCUAUAUGCAGAGACUCAGGACUCAAAGACUAAAUGAAACAUAUAUUUCAUAUAUAAUAUGAAAGAAUUAUCUUUUACCAAAAGAGCUAUUACUGUGGAACCAAGAAUCUAUGUUCAUCCAAUCCAAAAUGAUGUAUUGUUGCUGGUAACAUUCAACAAUGGGUCUUUCCCUGCAGCUGCACAUUUUAAACUUAAUUCAGUUGAUAUAUAGCUGUCAAGAGCCAAAAAAAUAAAUCAUUUUCACAAUGCAACUUCCUAGCUGGGAUACCCUCUCAGUGCUCCUGAGCCAAACUCUCCAAGUAACAUUCUGCACUGUGCUCUUCAGAACUUGUUCAAUUUGCAAAUACAAUCCUGUCCUUUUUACUUUAUCUCACUUUUUUAAUUAGCACAGGAUUGACCAGCCUUUGCAAUGCUCAUAUGAAAAUGUACUAAUUACAGUGGUACCUCGGUUUAUGAAUUUAAUGCGUUUUCCGGGACGUUUUCUAUUGCGAAAAAUGUGUAAACCGAAACACGGUUUCCCAUAGGAAUGCAUUGAAAACCAAUUAAUCCAUUCUGGAGAUCAGAAAAAAGUCAAAAUGAGCUGGCAUGGAAACCAACCCACAAUGCAGAACACAAAGUAAAAGGCAAUGCAAAGACAAAGCUCAGCUCCCUACCUUUCCACAGUUUGAGAAAGGUAGGGAGCUGCAAAAAUUCCAGAAUGGCUCCAAAACUCAAUGCAAAAGCUGUUCCAACACCUCCACACUCUACACCACGUGCUACCCACAGGCUCCAGUAUGCAGGAGGCGGUGCUAUAAACCUUUCCAGUCGCAAUGCAUCCUGAGGAAACGUGCUUUGUAUUGCGAAAAAAAAACGUACACCAACGCAUUAUUUUCACUGGAUUUUUUAUUUGUAAACCGAAAGUUAUGUUAACUGAGGCGUUUGGAAACCCGGGUACCACUGUAUUGAAAAAAAAAACUGUGCAAACUUCUUAAUGGGAGAAAAUUACAAGAGCCGAUAACCUGAAUUAUCUACAUAGAGAUCCGCUAUAUAUCCACUGACAUAUAUAAUAUAUACCUAUAUUAGAUCAAUGUUUGUCUGCCCGUCGUUAUUGGACAUGGCAGACAAUCAGGGCUCCAUAUUUUAAAUGUAUAUGUAAGUGACCAUUCACUAACCUAGUUUUGCUAAUAAUUAUCAAAAAGAACUCAGUUUGUUUUUAUUGCCUACACGUUUUCUGCAUUCCUCAUAAUAUUUGUAACGUUUUGGAAGCUACACUAUAAUCUACACUAAGCUGUUAUUGCCAUGCUAUGAUCUAUCUUUUCCAUCUGUGUAAAUGUUACCACUCAGCAAAAUAACAUUCACUUAUUAAGUAAACACUGAAUUAAAAUCAAGAUUGCUUAAUUUAGACAAAAAUAGCUAAUCUGGAAAAAGUUUAAAAUUUUGCAUUUAGAUUUAAUUCCCUGUAAUUUAGAAUUCACUUAAAGGACCACUAUAGUGCCAGGAAAACAUACUCGUUUUUCUGGCACUAUAGUGCCCUGAGGGUGCCCCCACCCUCAGGGUCCCACUCCCGCCGGGCUGGAUGACGAGGAAAGGGUUAAAUCUUACCUUUUUUCCAGCGCCGGGCGGGGAGCUCUCCUCCUCCUCUUCGGCUGAAUGCGCAUGCGCGGCUUUCCUAUGGACGCUGGCGUCUUCUCACUGUGAUUUUCACAGUGAGAAGAACGCAAACGCCUCUGUCAAUGAGCCACUAGAGGCUUUAGAGGCUGGAUUAACCCAUUUAUAAACAUAGCAGGUUCUCUGAAACUGCUAUGUUUAUUAAAAAAACGUGUUAAACCUAGAGGGACCUGGCACCCAGACCACUUCAUUAAGCUGAAGUGGUCUGGGUGCCUAGAGUGGUCCUUUAAUAUCCCUGCAAAACAAGUAUGUCCAAUUUGCGUCCCACGGGCCGCAUGCAACUCACAAUGAUUAUAUUUGCUGCCCACCUGCCCUGGGGCCACUUUGAGUUGUGGCUGUGACCAGCCACAAGACAGGAAAGAUAUUUCCUGUCUGAUUCUUGUCUUCCCGUCCACGACUGAUCGCGUUCUCCCGCAGGCCAGCCACUCCCCCUUCCCUCCUGCUCGCAGUAUCAGAGGAGCGUCCGUGGAAGGAGGGGGGUGGUGUAUUGGAUUUGUGGGCACUGUAUUAGAAUGGGAGGAGGGGGCAGUGUAUUAAAUUGGGUCUGCAUGGAGGCGCUGAACACUCCCCAUGGAGAUACCGAUUGGCCGCACAGUUUUUUACCACACAUGCACAAUAGCCUCUCAAUUCUUUCCUAUGGGUUUGAUGAUCUCAGCCAAAGUGAAAAACACACUCAUAUGACUUCAAAAUCAACAAGAUAAAGUUAUUUGCUUUUUACAGCUGUGCAAGAGCAUACAUUCACCAUUUCAGUCCUAUUACCAAACUUCUCUUAAUAUGUCAAGGUAAUUGGAGUGACACAUUGCUUAUAUGCAAAUACACAUUUCCUUAAAAUAAAUUUGCACUUUUGUUUACGUUGAAGCCCUACGAGCGUGAGGACAUCCAUUGUCAGUAAGGCAACUUUAUUUAUACUGUACUUUUCUAAAUAAACCUACUUUUCUAUGAAAACUGACGUUUUUGGUUUUUUUGCAGCUCCCAUAUAAACUAGACUGUGGAUAACUAAAAGUCAAUUGCACUUUAUUUUAUCUCUGAAACUCACAACGUGGUUUCAGUGAGGUCGAGGGCAUAGUACCAUUUACCUUGCUUAACGUAAACAGGUCAAAGUUAAACACAAAAGCAAAUUCUAAUUUUAAAUUGAUUCCAGAUAUAUAUCUUGUAUUUUAAUAUUUUAAUUUUUUAUUUUUAUUGGAUUUUCAACACUAAUCAGUUGACCAUAUGGUACACAGUAAUAACGUUAAUAAGAGAGACCAAUUUUCACAAAUGGAUGGAUAGCAAUGAUCCUGAAUCUAUCUUAAAAACAUCUCUCACUUUGUCCUCUUAUUUACAAAUUCGCAUUAGAAUACUGACCAAACAUGCUCUAUUCCAAGACAAAUUCUUUUUAAAAUCUACUGGUAAGAUAAUGGAUAGUGUGACAAAUGUCAUGGGCGUCUAUAGGCUAAAAGGAUGAGGUAAAUGAAUCAUGGGCACAAACAGGUCGUGGUAAAAUUUAAAAUGUCAUGUUAACCUCAAUUGGAUUUAAUCUAGACUUACCCUUGUUCUUUCUAGUCUUGUACAGAUUCACUUCUAGUGUGCAUGCUCUGCACAUCUCCUGUUUGAUGCAAUCUGUUUUUAGCACUUUAUUUACUAUUCCACAUUACAUCAAUGAAGUAGGUUAGGAUGACUUCUACAGAACUCCACAAAUGAGGAAUAAACUUUCAGAAAUAUCAAAUCCAAGUCAUAUAAAUGUAAUAUUUGUUCAUGUAAAAUAAUUUAUGUUUUUGUUUAUUUUUUUUAAAUAUGCAACCUUACCACAAGGGAAUAAUACUGUUUUGCAAGAUAUUAUUAAAAUCUCAUAUUCUUUUUGGUUAAAAAAAAACCAAAAUGUUUUAAAAUAAAUUAAUAAAAUGGGUUUGUUCUUCUUUUACAUCCACAGUAUAUGUGUCUUUUGUUUCUUUGCAUUGAAGUAUCAGUUUCUAUGAUUUCUCUGGUAUUGGAAAUUGUGUAAAUACCACUAACCAGAGUUUGAAUUUAUUUUCACUAGUUGUAGGAGAGUGAAACACCUUUUUUCCCCGAAAAUAAGGCAUUCCCUAAAAUAGGCCCUAGCUUAUUUUGGGGGGAUGCUCGUAAUAUAAUCCAUAACCCGAAAAUAAACCCUAGUCGCUAGUUCGCUAAUCUAUGUUCGGGAAAUUUCCCCCGAACAUAGGUUUGUGGGAUUCCAUGCUCUUGUAAGCUAAUCUAUGUUCUGGGAAGUUUCCCUGAACAUAAAUUCGCAAGAUUCCAUGGCUUAGUGAACUAGUCUAUGUUCUGGGGAAAGACACGAUCGUGGAAAGACGGUAGUGAUCACUAACCUGAUCAAAUAGUUUCCAGUAAGUAAACCCCAUGUGAUCAAUCAAACAAACAUUUAAAGUUUUGAUAUAACUAUUACAAUAGGCCCAAUGCAGGAAUUGAAAGAUCCAGAUCUACCUUGUAGAUUAGAUAUAUUUCAUUAUCAAAGAAACUUGUCAUAUUUAUUUAAGACAGUUCAUUAAUGGGAUGCUUGUCACAGAUUUUACCAUAUCCAGUAACAACAUUUUUCAUUUUCACAUGUUUACAUAUUUGUGUACAUAUUCCAAAUGACACAUUUGCUAUUCAGAGUUGGAGGUUAUAUAUCUUCAGAUUAUAUUAU
Pelobates cultripes (western spadefoot toad) is the source of this 20985-nucleotide messenger RNA. Lineage: Eukaryota; Metazoa; Chordata; Amphibia; Anura; Pelobatidae. The record is from the annotation of a GenBank genome assembly.